This is a messenger RNA of Anarrhichthys ocellatus (wolf-eel), 2308 nucleotides long. It is a transcript of the gene gal3st1b, whose product is annotated as galactose-3-O-sulfotransferase 1b. Gene Ontology annotation, molecular function: galactosylceramide sulfotransferase activity. Gene Ontology annotation, biological process: myelination; galactosylceramide biosynthetic process. Gene Ontology annotation, cellular component: membrane. Lineage: Eukaryota; Metazoa; Chordata; Actinopteri; Perciformes; Anarhichadidae. The record is from RefSeq and is a predicted model, not a curated record. Bases 20 to 1297 code for a protein of 425 amino acids. The transcript has 2 exons.
GUUAACGUUUGGGUGUUAAAUGAUGUCUGGCAUCAAAGGAAAGAAGUGCGCAUUUGUGAUACGAAGGCUGAUUCUCUGGGUUUUAUUGACCAACAUCAUACUGGUGCUGUAUUGCUUGACGAACUCAAGCCAAGGAAAGAACAGGGGCUCCCAGCAAAGCACGUGUGCUCUCAGUGUGGCAGAACUGUUGAAGAAAAAUGUGAGCAUGCCUUCUCAAAGCACCAAGUCACAAGGGUGCUCCCCCAAAGUAAACAUCAUGUUCAUGAAGACCCAUAAAACUGCUAGCAGCACGAUACUCAACAUCCUCUUCCGAUUUGGAGAAAAGCACAAGCUGAAAUUCGCCCUGCCCGAUGGGCGCAACGACUUCUUCUACCCAUCGCCUUUCCUGUGCUCCCAGGUGAAGGACUACAGGCUUGGAGACUGUUUCAACAUCGUGUGCAACCACAUGCGCUUUGACCAUCGGGAAGUGGCCAAGCUCCUGCCUCCGGAUGCCGUGUACAUCACCAUCUUACGCGAUCCGGUGGCUCUCUUUGAGUCGUCCUUCCAUUAUUAUCACAGGGCAGUUCCUCUCACCUGGAGGAUCGAUGGAGAGAACAAACUGGCAGAGUUUCUGAACAAUCCUCAGAGCUUCUACAGCGCAGACGCUUUCAACUCAUUCUACCUCAGAAAUAUGCUCUUUUUUGACUUUGGUUUGGACAACAACUUGGAGGCCGAUGAUCCUCAUGUAAUAAGGGAUAUUCAUAACUUGUCGAAGCGUUUUGAUCUCGUGCUCUUCGCAGAAUAUUUCGAGGAGUCUCUUGUCCUGCUGAAGGACACGCUGUGUUGGACCACGGAGGACAUCCUGUAUUUCAAACUCAAUGCUCGCAGGAGCUCCUCUGUGUCUCAUCUGACCCCUGAGUUGAGAGCCAGAGCUUUACAGUGGAACGGGGCAGACUGGAGGCUCUACCAGCACUUUAAUGCUACCUUCUGGGCCAGAGUGGAGGCUUAUGGGAGAGACAGAAUGAAGCAGGAGGUUAAUGAGCUGAGGAGAAGAAAUUCUGAGAUGAGGGACAUCUGUAUCGAGGACGGAGGUGCAGUUGAGGCCCAUAAGAUUCAAGACGCACGUUUCCUGCCCUGGCAGCCAGUAGGAGAGUCUUCCAUCCUGGGGUACAACAUGAGGAAAAAUAUUGAUCCAAACUUCAGGACAAUCUGUGAGAAAAUGCUCACGCCUGAAAUACAAUACUUGUCAGACCUGGGCAUAAACCUGUGGCUUACUAAACUAUGGGGUUGGUUAAAAGAUGCUGUUUUUAUUGUUUGACUUGGAUUAAAACAUUUAGAACUAGAAUAUAGCAAUUUAUCCUGAAACACGUGUUGUGAUGUCUUUCAGUUUUCUUCUGAAUAAUGCAUCCAUAAUAAUUCAUAUUUGUAAACUAAAAGGUAAAUUCUUCUUUUGCUUCAUGGAAUGUGUUACAUUCAGGAUUUUUUUUUGUGCCAAUCCCAAAUAGGCCUACAGAUGGGUAAAUGUUCUCGAUACCUCCUCUCAUCAUCUGUUGCCUGUUAAUUGCUUUUUGCGUUGUAUUUUUAAACAUCGUGCACGGCAAAUGCUAAAACUCUGUUUCACACUUAAACAUGUGGACAAUAAGACUCCUAGAUGUUGUUCUGGUUGCUACUCGACUUCUUGGUAAAAUUUGCAUGGUGAAUGUUUUUAGCAUUAUUGUGCAAAGCUAAUUUGCUUAAUUGUCCACUGCCAGCACCUGAUGCUUUUUAACCUACAUUAAUCAAAGCAAGGUGUGACGUCAUACACUGAGCCAUCAGUGGUUGUUAUCAUGAUGUUGACACGAAGAGUUUUCAGUGGGACAGACGGUGCUAGGGUGCUCCCUAGAGGCCUGAGUGUCGGUGCAGUUGUAUGCAAUGAAUUUGAAUUGUAGUGGCCUUGUAUGACCCUGUCAUAACAUCCAUUGGCAGUAAUGAUGGUUUGACAAGGCAUGAAAAGCUAAUUAUUAUUUUUGCGUUGAUUUUUACUUUAAUUUAGGCAUUACAAAAUGAUGAAUCAGUUUUAAUAUUAUGUUUGGUGAAAGGUGGCAGCUAUUGUUUGUAGAUUAGACUACUUUCUGCUGAUUUGAUCAGAAUCCUUAUAACUGGUGGCCUUGGAUCUUUAGCACCACGUUUUACAGUGUAAUCCGAGUAAGAGCUUCAUUAUUUUAUUUCAACUAACUAUUGCGUUUUCAUGACAAUAUUUGUGGCACUUCCUCGUUGACAGUGUUGUGUGUUGUUAAAAAGUUAAAUCUUAAGUAAACAUUUUGUACUACCAUGUCAUUUACAAGUGCCU